Messenger RNA from Pseudophryne corroboree (corroboree frog), 3030 nucleotides. It is a transcript of the gene LRRC24, whose product is annotated as leucine rich repeat containing 24. The record is from RefSeq and is a predicted model, not a curated record. Gene Ontology annotation, molecular function: protein binding. Bases 193 to 1818 code for a protein of 541 amino acids. Lineage: Eukaryota; Metazoa; Chordata; Amphibia; Anura; Myobatrachidae. The transcript is spliced from 5 exons.
GGGAGGGGCUGCGGCUGCUGCCGGCAGGAGAAGGUGUCAGUGCGGGAUCUCCGGAGCACUCAGCAGCCGGGGGAUGGAGGGGGGCGGCCGGCCACACUGCACGGGGGCUCCGGAGAGAGAGGAGCAGCAGCCGGACUGAGGGGACCAGCAUGAGACAUCCCAGCAGCGGCAGCUUCUCCCCGCAGCAGUAAGAUGGCCGCCUCAUCAAACCAUUCGCUCAUCGCUGUCGCCUUUUUCCUGCCGACGUUCCUGACCCUUCAGACGCAGGCCUGCCCAGCCGAGUGUCGCUGCUACAGUAUGACCAUGGAGUGCGGAUCCAAGGGGCUGAAGACCGUGCCACUCAAUAUCCACCCCUCCACGCAGACCGUGUUCCUACAAGAUAACGCAAUAGCCCAGAUCCAGCAGCAGGACUUGUCUCCUCUGUCAGCGCUCCAGUACCUGUACAUGCAGAACAACAGCAUCUCUGGCCUGGAACCUGGAGCCUUCAGAGCUCAGCACCACCUGGUGGAACUGGCCCUCAACGGGAACCGGAUCCACCUCCUCAACAGCAGCAUCUUCAAAGGCCUGGAGAACCUGCGGGUGCUGUACCUGGCAGGGAACCAGAUCACCAGGCUCCUGGCACACACCUUCUCGGACCUGCAGAGACUACAGGAGCUGCAUUUACAAGAGAACAACAUCGACACCCUGCAGGAACAGGCGUUCUCCGGGCUUUCCUCUCUGGCCCUGCUGGACCUCAGCAAGAACAGCCUGCACACGAUAAGCCGCGCAACUCUCCGGCCCCUGAUCAGCUUGCAGGUGCUCCGGCUGACAGAAAACCCCUGGAGGUGCGACUGUGCGCUGCACUGGCUCAGGGCCUGGCUGAAAGAAGAAGGAAGACGUCUUCUCACCUCCUUCGACAAGAAGGUCAUCUGUUCUGAGCCACCAAGACUGUCUCACCAGAGUUUGUUGGACAUCUCUGGGAACAGUCUCGUGUGUAUUCCGCCGGUGGCUCUGGUAGAUCCGAUGGAGAGAACAGCUAGCCUUGGGGAUGAACUGCGGGUCUCGUGCCGAGCCACCGGAUAUCCCCAGCCAUUGGUAACCUGGCGGAAAGUUGCGCACGCCCGCACGAGUCUCCCCAGGGUCAGUGUAAAGUCCGCCAGCAGCAGAACCUUUGAGCUCAGCGAGAGGAGCGUGGGCGAGCAAUUUGCCUCGGACACCGGAAGCGGCGUGCUCUUUCUCAACAACAUCACCAUGUCCCAUGCCGGGAAGUACGAAUGCGUGGCCUCCAAUCCUGGCGGGACAGCCAAGGUUCUAUUCCACCUGACCGUCAACCUGUCUAACCAGCAGUCCCGCUCCUACACGUCUGUGGAUAUCAGCCAAGAACCCCUCUACGACAUGGAAAGCAUGGAGUUCAACGCGCUCAGCAUGGCCACCCAGACGGCCAUCGCCGUCGGGAUCUCCCUGCUGGCUCUCACCGCCCUCCUCCUGAUCUUCAUGAUCUACAGAAAGCAUCACAAGAGAAAAAAAGCCAAAAAGGAGGAGAACAUCCUGUACGUGAAUGACUACUCCGAUGGGCCCACCACCUUCGCCCAGCUGGAAGAAUACAGGGACGAGCGCGGGCACGAGAUGUUUGUGAUAGACAGAAACAAGGCCCAUUUCCCAACCUAUAAGGACGCGGAAGGGCUGAGCAGCUUUAUCGGUCUCUCCGAGCUGGCCGAGCAGCUGCAGGACCAGGGGACGCAGACGCCGGAGGGCGAGUCAGAGCGUCCCAUCAAUGACCUCUUUCUAAACCAGGGCUUUCUGUUCCAGCAGCAGAUUGCCUAUGAGAUCCACUGCUAGAGGACAAUAUAUUAUAAUGUGUUAGAGGUUGUGGUUGUUGUACAGUACGCGGGAGGUGGGGUUGGGGGAGGGGGGGGGGGUGUUAAGAACAAAAAGCUGCAAAUUUUAAUACUGCGUAUAUUUUAUAGGAUGACCGAGAUUACUAUGUUACAGGGCUGCAGUCGUUUAACGAGCAACUGAAUCUCAUUUUCUACCCCUUACCGCCUCGCGGUGAAAUGUCCUGGCUGUCUUAUCAGUAAGUGGCGGCCGGUACGGAAGAGGUUACAUGGAUAAGAUGAUUAUCAGAGCUGACAGUCCUCGGGAGACAUUCUGCAUUCUCCUGUAUGUCAGGCAGAUCUCCCCCCGGCCCCCCGGCUGUCAGUAGAAGCGUUUUCAUAUCACUGUCUGACACACACAGAGGACAACAAGCUGGGUGGCGGAUCGCGGGCUCCGAGAUGCUGUCAUCCCGCUCAUCCACACGGGAGAAUGGUCGCGUCUGCAGACGCCGCUAACUGAUACACAACACACGGCGCUUAUAUUGCAGCAGGAGAUGCGUCACCGUCCUCUCAUCUUCUCAAACAUUUUUUCGUUUUUAUUUUUGUAAAUUGUCAGAUUCUUACAGGGUUUAGUUGCUGAGAAGCAGAUUCUGGCUCCGGGCAUAGGGAGGAUGAGGGAGUUAUAUGGUAUAUGGGGGGUGCUUCUGGUAUAUGGGGGCUCUGAUGGCAGCAAUCAGUCUGUUUUAGGAAGUUGGCGGUAACUGGGCGUAGGCGGUGAUGGAAGAUUGGCGCUGUAAGGCCCCGUACGUCAGCCCAAUGAAUAUAGUUCCCUAAAGGGCAUUGAUCAGGUUAUUUGGAGGCAGUGGCGGAAAAUUAGCCAGCAGAUGCCCACCGCGUGGACUGCCAGCCUGGCGCCAAAUGUCCAGCUAUGUCUAAAUGGAUGUGUGGCACGAGCCAAUCAGCCAGUAAGUGGCUCAGGUAAGGAGUGAGUCUAAUUAAAGAUGUCUGAUAAUAACGCUGCAAAGCGACUUUAGGUUAUAGUGUCACACUGGCGGUUCCUGGUUCCUAUAGGUUAUACAUGUGUCCUCCUAAAGUGUAUCUGUAACUGUGUAACCGCCUAAAUACAACGUACAGAAUACAGGGGGUUAGCCAGGGUCUGGUUUUAUAUCUUUCUCUAACGUCCUAGUGGAUGCUGGGGACUCCGUAAGGACCAUGGGGAAUAGACGGGCUCCGCAGG